Molecule: messenger RNA, 450 nt
Organism: Aptenodytes forsteri (emperor penguin)
Lineage: Eukaryota; Metazoa; Chordata; Aves; Sphenisciformes; Spheniscidae
Product: calmodulin, striated muscle
Exons: 1
Coding region: 1-450 (149 amino acids)
Biological process (GO): regulation of ryanodine-sensitive calcium-release channel activity
Molecular function (GO): calcium ion binding
Source: RefSeq, a predicted model, not a curated record
AUGGCCGAGCGGCUGGGGGAGGAGCAGAUCGCCGAAUUCAAGGAGGCUUUUUCCCUUUUCGACCGGGAUGGAGAUGGUUGCAUCACCACGAAGGAGUUGGGCACUGUCAUGCGCUCGCUGGGGCAAAACCCCACCGAAGCGGAGCUGCAGGACAUGGUGGGGGAGGUGGACGCCGACGGCAGCGGCACCAUCGAUUUCCCCGAGUUCCUCUCUCUGAUGGCAAGGAAGAUGAGGGACACGGACAGCGAGGAGGAGAUCCGCGAGGCUUUCCGCGUCUUUGAUAAGGAUGGCAACGGCUACAUCAGCGCGGCAGAGCUGCGGCACGUCAUGACCAACCUGGGUGAGAAGCUGACGGAUGAGGAGGUGGACGAGAUGAUCAAGGAGGCCGACUGCAACAAUGACGGGCAGGUCAACUACGAGGAGUUCGUGAGGAUGAUGACGGAGAAGUGA